GGCCGGGAGCCGAAGCCUGGGGGGGGUGCCCCGCAGCGGCCCCGCAGCCCUUGCGGGGGGUAAUUGUGUUAUGCAAAGUAAAAGAUGGCAGCCUCGGGUCCCAUUGUGGCUUCAUUUCAAUUGGAACUGAUCGGCUGACAAGUUCUAAGUGAAACUGUGGAACUACCUGAAAUUACAUGCACAUGCCUUAUCUGCCCAAAGGUUGGUCUUUUCUGGAGUGCUGUGGUUUUCGCAUUCUCCAUAUUUGCUGAAACAAGGCAGUAAAGGUGGCCCACAAAGCUGUAUUCUGUGGUCAAACGCAUAUCCAAUGAAGGUAGCAACAAAGGUUAUGGAGGCUGUUUGGCUGCGUUGUGUGCACUUGUUAUUCUUGAAGCUCACAGUGAUGUGAGGAGGAUAGAUGCGAGAGUGUGCGAAUAUGUUAUUUUUGACCUUGACUAUCCCCGAUUGGAGCGGUCUUCUCGGAUCAGCUGGCACAAGGAGAAUACAUCCUCCCAGCACUGUACGUCCAGCAACCCCGAGCAUGACCGGCAUGUUCGUGUCUUUCCUAAUGGGACGCUGGGGCUCCGCGUGGUUGGGAAGGAGGAUGCAGGAUGGUACGCAGCCAUGGUGUGCAACAGCUCCCAGCAUUGUCUCUGCCGAAGGCAAUUUCAGCUACACGUGCAUGGGCACCUUGUCAGAGGGCACGUAGGUGACUGUGUUACUUUUGACCUGAACUGCGUGCAGUCAGGCGGGUACGUCCAUGUCAUUUGGAGGAAGGACAACCAGCGAGUGGCCAAGAUAAAACAGACAGAAAAUGCCUCUGUGACCUACUGGAACAGAACCCGUAUGUUCCCCAACGGCAGCUUGAGCCGUUGCCCCACGCAAUGGGGGGAUGAGGGAGAGUAUGUGGCAGAUGUAUAUGCUGAGGAUGGCACGUAUUUGCAUCAGGAAACUUUUAACCUGGAACUGAACAGAGUGGAAACAUCCCAAGAAAUCACGGAACUGACUGGUGGAUCUGUAUUUUUGAAUGUAACGGAGACAAAGCUGAAACACUUCUUCCAGGUAGUCUGGAAAAAAGAAAACGCAGAAAUUGCUCGGACAAAUGGUUCUUGGUUUUGGUACCAUGAGGAGUAUGUUAAUAGGUCUGAGAUUGUGUCUCAUUACAGUCUCAGACUAGACAGGAUUCAGAAACAUGACAGUGGCAAUUAUUCUAUAGAACUGACUGACAGAGAUGGGAGAACUGUCUAUGAAUGCAUUGCUGAUGUGAAAGUUGAGGAAAAGGAGACAUUUGGAAGAAAUCUUCAUGUACCAUUCUAUAUGCUCAUAGUGUCACUAGGAGUUGUAAUUAUUACUGCCUUGGUUGCACUGAUAUGGCAUUUUCGGAAGCGCAAAGACAAAUCGGUUUGGAUCUCAGAAUCAAGCAUUCGACAUGCAAGUUUGAUACUUACAGAUGAAGGAGACAAUCCUGAGGGAUGUGAAGAAAGGAAUGAAAACAGUCUGUGUACACAUGGAAGUCCUAUGCAGGAACUAAAUGGUACAAGCAUCACUGAGCAAAGGAGUGAAGAUUUGCUGAGAAACACCGAAGAAGCUAACCCAGCAACAGCUGACAAAAUGGUAUAUUCCUCUGUCCAGAGAGUUAAGAUGGAGAAAGACCCAAGCUGUCAGGGCUCAAACUCUGUAAAGCUUCUGGCUUCAGCUAAUGGCAUGUAUGUUGCCCCAAACACUGAGAACACCACCCAUCCAGAAUCUGAGCACUGCAAUCCUUCAGGAUUUGAGGACUGCCUUUCACCAGGUUUUGAUCACUCCAUUCCCCCCAGUGUUUGAUGGCUGUGCUCCUGCAAAUGCAGUGAAGGAGACACGUUCUCUCAGUAUGCUCCUCAGAAAAAGACAUAUGCUCUCAGUUCUCUCUCAAGAGCACAAGAGGACUUCCAGAAGAGAAGUGGUACUGGAGAUUCAGUACCCAGUUCUUCCCAUUGAUUUGCCAGGAAAGACAUCCACAGUACUGGACGUGAGGUUUGGACUCUUCCUUCUCUCCCAGCUAGCUUUGAGCUAACCUUGCAAUUCUGCUGUUCCUCAUAUAAAUCUGAUUGUUUGCUUUCAAAAAUGGGCUGGAAGCCUGAAAAGAAAUCUAUCUGUGGAUCAGUUUGUUUUCCAGAGCUGAUGCCCUCUUCCCUCUGCUAUUGGUCUUCUGGGAGACACCAUGAGGAACCCCUUGGAAAGCAGUCAUGGUAAUUAUCCUCAGAAGAAUUCAGCCCCUGCUUCUCUUUGCUUCCACUAACAGAUGUCACUGUGAAAAGAGAAGGUCCUCGGGGAUUUCUGGAGGCCAGAACAGGGCUUUGACCUCAGUCCCCAUCUCCUCUUGGGUAGUCCAUACACCUGACUGAAUGGACAGAGGAACAGGGCAAACACCUUAAACAGCUCAAUGGACAUGGGAUGUUUGCUUAACCCUUCAUCUAACCCAUACAAUGUUAAUAAAACUGCAGUUUAACUUGGUAGAUAUAAGCAUAAUCUUACUUCUGUUUGCUUAGACGAAUGUGCUGCUCAGGUGGAAGUCAGUUCAAACUGUUAUUAGGAGACUGGAGCUACACUGAAGAACAUGCAGCAGCUUUGAUUUAGGAACUGUUAUUUGAGAAGGAAAAAAGAGAAGGAAAGAAAACAGAACACUGCUAGCAGAUGGGUAUAGCUAUUUAUAUAAUUGCCAUUAAUGACCAGCCUUGGUAAUUAAUGUUGUAUUUUCUGCAAUGCCUGUGUUAAAAUUUAUCUUAAAUAGUGUAUAGUAAUUUUAAGAUGGCUUUAUCUU
Molecule: messenger RNA, 2779 nt
Organism: Calidris pugnax (ruff)
Lineage: Eukaryota; Metazoa; Chordata; Aves; Charadriiformes; Scolopacidae
Exons: 11
Coding region: 604-1803 (399 amino acids)
Source: RefSeq, a predicted model, not a curated record